This is a messenger RNA of Hippopotamus amphibius kiboko, 975 nucleotides long. Its product is annotated as olfactory receptor-like protein OLF4. The transcript has a single exon. The record is from RefSeq and is a predicted model, not a curated record. Bases 22 to 975 code for a protein of 317 amino acids. Lineage: Eukaryota; Metazoa; Chordata; Mammalia; Artiodactyla; Hippopotamidae. Gene Ontology annotation, molecular function: olfactory receptor activity; G protein-coupled receptor activity. Gene Ontology annotation, biological process: G protein-coupled receptor signaling pathway. Gene Ontology annotation, cellular component: membrane.
CCUGGAAGUUACCUCCACCACAUGGACCUAGAGAAUGAUACACAUAUUUCAGAAAUUCUUCUUCUGGGAUUUUCAGAAGAAGCAGAAUUGCAGCCCCUCAUAUUUGGGCUUUUCCUCUGCAUGUACCUGAUCACAGUGUUUGGAAACCUGCUCAUCAUCCUGGCUGUCAGCUCAGACUCCCACCUCCAAACCCCCAUGUACUUCUUCCUCUCCAACCUGUCCUUUGUAGACAUCUGUUUCACCUCCACCACCAUCCCAAAGAUGCUGUGGAACAUUCAGACCCAGAGCAAAGUCAUCACCUAUGAAGGCUGCAUCAUCCAGGUGUAUUUUUAUAUACUGUUUGUAUGUUUAGAUGACUUUCUCCUGACUGUGAUGGCCUAUGAUUGCUUUCUGGCCAUCUGUCACCCUCUGCACUACAUGGUCAUCAUGAACCCCCAGCUCUGUGUUCUGCUGGUACUGGUGUCCUGGAUCAUAAGUAUCCUACAUUCCCUUUUGGAAAGUUUAAUGUUGUUGCAACUUUCCUUCUGCACAGAUUUGGAAAUCCCUCACUUUUUCUGUGAAAUCAAGCAGAUGGUCCAAUUUGCCUGUUCGGACAACUUUCUUAAUAAUAUGGUCAUGCAUUUUGCAGCUGGGCUACUGGGGGCUGUUUCCUUGGUUGGUAUCCUUUACUCUUACUUUAGGAUAGUUUCUUCCAUAUGUGGAAUCUCAUCAUUUCAAGGGAAGUAUAAAGCAUUUUCCACCUGUGCAUCUCACCUCUCUGUUGUCUCCUUAUUUUAUUGUACAGGCUUAGGAGUGUACUUUAGCUCUGCUACUACCCACAGCUCACACUCAAAUGCAGUAGCCUCCAUAAUGUACACUGUGGUCACACCCAUGCUGAACCCCUUCAUCUACAGUCUGAGGAACAAUGACAUAAAUGUUGCUCUGAAAAGAUUAUUUGGGAAAAAUACUAUAAAAGGUCUAUUUUUCGAAAGGUAA